UAUCAAUAGACUAAAAUUAUGAAGGUGAAAGCCGAUAGUUUUGAGUCUAAUACUAAAAUUAGUGUAAUUUUACGUAUGGCCUUGAUCGAGUCUCUAAAAAUGGAAUUCACGUCAUCACCACCAUUUCUGUCCUCGCUACAACUGGUUGUUUUGUUAUUAGUUGUAGGAGCCAAGUCUGGAGCCAGAGAAAUUUGUGCUGUUGAAUUCUAUCCAACCAUAGCAAAGAAAAAUCAAAAAAUAAGGAAAAUUUUGAAGAAAGAAAGAAGGAAGAGGGAGAAAACAAAAUAUCAGAGAGUAAGAAAAAGCCAGUCAUUGGUACCGACCUCGCUUUUUUCUUUCCCAUCGAUCUAACAGGACAAAGCCUUCAUUUUUUUUUUCGAAAUCUGCAAAAUACCCAUUUCAUAAAACCAUCAAGGUACCCAAUGCAGUCUUGAAAAAGCAAAACAAAAUAACAUAUUUAUGUUUUUGUUUUUGCGGUGUUUGAUUCCCUCCAAAAUUUCCAUUUCUGUUUUUGCUGCAAAAAAUGUUGCUUUUCUCCUAAAGACCAACAAUACCAAAGACAGAAUGGGAGAGGGAGAAUAGGCAUAAGAGAAAAGAAAAUGCAGGAGACGUAGGAAGAUUUGGUCUUUGUAGGGAGGGAGUUGGAGAGAGAAUGAACAAAGAGAUCGUAGGUUUUGUCAAGGGUUGGGAAGCAACAGUAAGAAAAUCACAAGCUGCAAUAAAGAAAAGAUCCAACUCCAUCUUUUGCGCCAUGAUGUCAGCAGCAGUAGCUCAUGCAGAUGAUGAUGAUCCUUCUUGCCCUGAUACUAUCCGCCAUGUAGAGAAAGUUCUACCCAAUGGUGAUUUCUACACUGGACAAUGGCUUGAGAACCUCCCUCAUGGGCAGGGCAAAUACCUCUGGACAGAUGGAUGUAUGUAUCUUGGUGAAUGGUACAAAGGGAAGACAAUGGGAAAAGGUAAAUUUAGUUGGCCUUCUGGUGCUACCUAUGAGGGUGAUUUCAAGAGUGGUUAUAUGGAUGGUAAAGGGACUUACACAGGAUCUUCAGGUGAUACUUAUAGGGGUUCUUGGGUUAUGAAUUUAAGACAUGGACAUGGCAUCAAGAGUUAUGCUACUGGAGAUUACUAUGAUGGUGAGUGGAGAAGAGGUUUGCAAGAUGGGCAUGGAAGGUAUCAAUGGAAGAAUGCUAAUCAUUAUAUCGGUCAAUGGAGGAAUGGUAUAAUGAAUGGUAAUGGAACUAUGAUUUGGAAUAAUGGGAAUAGAUAUGAUGGGUUUUGGGAAGAUGGGCUGCCUAAAGGAAAUGGUACUUUUAGAUGGGCAGAUGGGAGUUUCUAUGUGGGGGUUUGGAGUAAAGAUCCUAAAGAGCAAAGUGGGACUUAUUAUCCAUCUGGGUCUCAUUCAGGCAAUCUGGAUUGGGAUCCACAAGAGGUGUUUUUGGAGGACUUGAGGGAUUGUCAGAUUUCUGCUUGUGAAAAAGUUGUAAUUUUUCCUUCACAAAAAAUGUUGAACAUGCCUGGGGUUGAUCAAGCAGGGAGUGUUAGAGGUGUUAAAGGGAAUGGUGAUGACGGAAAGCCUAGGCGGAUGUCCAUAGAUGGGAGGUUGAGUAACUACAGUCUAGCUUCAACGGAAAAUAGUGAUGCUUUUGGUGGUGGUGGUGGUGGUGGAGAUGGAGACUGGAGGGAUGGAGAUGAAGGGUUUAGUCAAUACGAUGAUUUAGAUUCAAGAAUUCAUAGAUUGAAUAUACCGCCUGUAAAGAAGCAAGGAGAGACUAUAUCUAAAGGGCAUAAGAACUAUGAGCUUAUGCUUAAUCUGCAGUUAGGAAUCAGACAUUCAGUGGGACGACCUGCUCCAGCUAUAAAUCUUGAUCUGAAGCCUCCAGCUUUUGAUCCUAAGGAAAAAGUUUGGACUAAAUUUCCGCCAGAAGGAUCUAAGUAUACUCCACCUCACCAGUCUAGUGAAUUCAAAUGGAAGGAUUACUGUCCUGUUGUUUUCAGGACUCUCAGGAAAUUGUUCAAUGUGGAUGCAGCUGAUUACAUGCUAUCAAUAUGUGGGAAUGAUGCUCUUAGGGAGCUUUCAUCCCCAGGAAAGAGUGGAAGCUUCUUUUACUUAACAAAUGACGAUCGCUACAUGAUCAAGACAAUGAAGAAGGCCGAAGUAAAAGUUCUCUUGAGGAUGCUGCCAGCUUACUACAAUCAUGUUCGGUCAUUUGAAAACACGUUAGUGACCAAAUUUUAUGGUCUUCAUUGUGUGAAAUUAGCCGGUCCGAAUCAGAAGAAGGUGCGAUUUGUCAUCAUGGGGAAUCUGUUCUGUGCUGAGUAUGCAAUUCACAGGCGUUUUGACUUGAAAGGUUCUUCCCAUGGUCGCACAACUGCUAAACCUGAAUCAGAAAUUGAUCCAACAACAACCCUCAAGGAUCUUGAUCUCAAUUACAUAUUUCGAUUACAGAAAGUUUAUUUUCAAGAGUUUUGCCGGCAAGUGGACAGAGAUUGUGACUUCCUUGAACAAGAGAGAAUCAUGGAUUACAGUCUUUUGGUUGGUGUUCACUUUCGAGAGGCUUCAUACAAGGAUGCCAUGACACCACCUCGUACAUCUGGUGUUAGGACUCCUUCUGGCCAUCGCACUCCAACUGGACUUCUCACUCCCACCGGACUUAGAACUCCUACCGGUUAUUUCUUGUUAUCUUAUUUCCUCCUGUUUGCAAAUUCAGAAUCAAUAACUGAUGAUCUUUUUAUCCUUUUCUUAGCAGCUGGAAAUGCAGAGCCUGAUAAUGAAGUAGGAGCACCACGCCUUUCUCGAGCAGACAUGGAUAAAAUUAUCUUUGAUCCUGCUAGGUGGGCUUCCAUAAAACUAGGCAUAAACAUGCCAGCACGAGCUGAAAAGACUGUCAGAAAAGGUGACCCCGAAACUCAGUUGAUUGGAGAACCAACGGGAGACUUAUAUGAGAUCAUUAUAUUUUUUGGUAUAAUAGACAUACUACAGGACUAUGAUAUUAGCAAAAAGCUUGAGCAUGCAUACAAAUCAAUGCAAUAUGACCCAACUUCAAUAUCUGCUGUCGAUCCAAAGCAAUAUUCAAGACGUUUUCGAGAUUUCGUUCUCCGAGCAUUUGUAGAAGACACUUGAAGGUAUGAAUUGACCAAAAUCUUCCAACUUGCAAGGUGUGACCAUCUGUGUAUAGACAGCCUUUUAUUUCUGGGAUGAAAGUUUUUGCAGGCAAGAGGUUACUAUUGUAACCUUCUUCUGGAAUGGUUAUGGCUGCCAAGAAUAUGCUUUUCUUGUCCAGCAUAGCAGUUUUUACCCCUCACCACCAUCAUCUCUGUUAAUUUACACUUACAAAAUAUGAUAUAUUCUAGGAAAGGUACAGAUUAGCAUUGUAACCAAAGUUACUUGAGCUUGUUUCAGCUGUAAAUGAGUUAAUCGGGUGGAGGAAUCUAUUGAAUUUUAUUCUUUUGUACCAA
This is a messenger RNA of Jatropha curcas, 3453 nucleotides long. Its product is annotated as phosphatidylinositol 4-phosphate 5-kinase 6. Gene Ontology annotation, biological process: phosphatidylinositol phosphate biosynthetic process. Gene Ontology annotation, molecular function: 1-phosphatidylinositol-4-phosphate 5-kinase activity; ATP binding. The record is from RefSeq and is a predicted model, not a curated record. Lineage: Eukaryota; Viridiplantae; Streptophyta; Magnoliopsida; Malpighiales; Euphorbiaceae. Gene Ontology annotation, cellular component: plasma membrane.